Molecule: messenger RNA, 442 nt
Organism: Capsella rubella
Lineage: Eukaryota; Viridiplantae; Streptophyta; Magnoliopsida; Brassicales; Brassicaceae
Exons: 1
Coding region: 17-442 (141 amino acids)
Source: RefSeq, a predicted model, not a curated record
GUAUCGUACUGAAACAAUGGAGUUCGUGAAAGGAGAUAAAGUUGAAGUCUGCAGCAAAGAAGACGGUUUCUUGGGUUCUUACUUCGCUGCCACGGUACUGUCGAAGACUCCCGAUAGAUUCGGAUCCUCCUACUACAAAGUUAAGUACAAGAAUCUUGUGUCGGAGGACGACGAAUCUAAACGCUUAAUCGAAGUCAUCUCUGCCGAGGAACUUCGUCCGAUGCCUCCCAAAUCUCUCCCCGUGGUAUUUUGCAGACAAGACAAGGUCGAUGCUUUCGACAAAGACGGGUGGUGGGUCGGAGAGGUCACCGGUCGGAAAAGAGACUUGUACUCCGUUUACUUUGCGACGACAGGUGAGGAGCUCGAGUACCCACUUUACUAUCUGAGAAGGCAUCUCGAAUGGGUUGACGGGGACUGGGUUUCUUCUGCAACAAGGCAAUAA